This is a messenger RNA of Rotaria sp. Silwood2, 528 nucleotides long. NCBI's taxonomy places the organism in Eukaryota, Metazoa, Rotifera, Eurotatoria, Philodinida, Philodinidae. The record is from the annotation of a GenBank genome assembly.
AUGUGGUGGAGUAGUAUUCAAAUUAAACAAAAUUGUUCUCACAAGGAAAAGGAUAAUUGUUUUAUAACAAGAGCUGCUUGGUUAUCAUCGGAAUUGAAUGUACAUUGUUUAACAGCAAUAAUUAUUUUAGUAUCUGAAGGACGUUUACCACCUUGUGCAAUUAAUACACAUCUUUUUAGCAGUCAACUUUGCGAGGCGACAUUCCGUAGCGCUCGGGCAUUGACCGGAAUUCUUUCGACCGUAACAAACUUCUCUGUGUUCACUUUUUUACAAAAAAUUGGGAAAAUUUCUAUUGUGAAUGAAACAAAAUCUACAGAAGAGGCAAAUUGUGCUGCACAUUCAUUAAAAUUUCCUGUUCAUCACAAAAGUCGACAUAGAAAAACAACAAUGUCUGCAAAUACUCCUAUUACAUCAACAAUAACAACCGAUGAAAUACAAAAAAAUAUUAUUAAAGCCUAUCAUCAAGCAGAAUCUAUUAUGGAUAGUUUACAAUUAACCAAAAACACUAAAGGAAAACAAUUUAAAUGA